This is a messenger RNA of Trypanosoma rangeli, 504 nucleotides long. RefSeq lists its product as uncharacterized. NCBI's taxonomy places the organism in Eukaryota, Euglenozoa, Kinetoplastea, Trypanosomatida, Trypanosomatidae. The transcript has a single exon. The record is from RefSeq and is a predicted model, not a curated record. Bases 1 to 504 code for a protein of 167 amino acids.
AUGCGUGGUUUGUUCCCACUUUGCCCCUUUUGUGUGCUGAGUUCAACUCUGAGGGUGCCUUUGACAGCGAUGGAAAUGAUUUGUCUUUUGUCUUCUGUUCUGUUGGGCUUUCGGUUAGAGUGUCUUGUUGUGGGCGUUUUUUUUUUUUUUGCGUUCAGUGAUGAUCAUUACCUUCAGAAGUUCUGUGAAGGUUUAAAUGUACUGGAGGGCUUGGAAUUGGCUAUGGCCCUUAUAGCGUUCUGCGUUGUGACACCGUUUCGGAAACUUGUGGAAGGCAGAGGAGUUGCCGCUGGUGUUGCUUCCGACUGCAGUGGCCGUUUGUCAUUUUCUUUUUUCUCUGCACUGUUUAUCGAUAAUGUUCAGUGGGUUCAGGGACUGACGACGGGGGAUCAGAACUGGAACGCCUCUGCAGAUGAAAGGCUAUUACUGCUACCUCCACCACCGCUACCACCACAACAACAUCUACUACUACUACUAGGAGGGGCGCGCUUUGUCUUCUCUUAA